Molecule: messenger RNA, 1765 nt
Organism: Corylus avellana
Lineage: Eukaryota; Viridiplantae; Streptophyta; Magnoliopsida; Fagales; Betulaceae
Product: FAD/NAD(P)-binding oxidoreductase family protein
Biological process (GO): carotene biosynthetic process; xanthophyll biosynthetic process; ubiquinone biosynthetic process
Cellular component (GO): mitochondrion
Molecular function (GO): FAD binding; 4-hydroxy-3-all-trans-polyprenylbenzoate oxygenase activity
Source: RefSeq, a predicted model, not a curated record
UGUUUCUCUCUCUCUCUCUCUCUCUCACAACAAUCAGUCAGCUCGUGCAGUCGAAGAAUGAACAGGGUGAUCGUGAGAAAACUUGCUGCUAAUGUCGCCAGGUUAAGAGUUCAGCACGAGUUUUUCUGCACUGAUGCAGCUGCAAGAGUGUCUGGUUCUAAUCGUAGCCAUGAGCAUGAAGAGAAACAUGAUUUCAGUAAUAACAUUCAGCAGUAUGACAUUGCUAUUGUUGGAGGAGGCAUGGUUGGCAUGGCUCUAGCUUGUUCCUUGGCAAGCAUGCCAUUGACAAAGCACUUAAAGGUUGCCAUCAUUGAUAGCAAUCCUGCAUUGGGAAGUAAAGUCUGCUUCAAAAAAGAGGACCCCCCGGAUCCAAGGGUCAGUACAGUCACACCUGCAACUAUCUCUCUUUUCAAAGAUGUUGGUGCUUGGCAAUACAUAGAACGCCAUCGACAUGCAUAUUUUGAUAAAAUGCAGGUUUGGGAUUAUACUGGUUUAGGAUACACAAGCUACAAUGCAAGAGACAUAAAUAAAGAAAUUUUAGGUUGUGUAGUGGAGAAUAAGGUUCUUCACGGUUCUCUGCUGUCAUGUAUUGAGAAUAAAGAUUUCCAGAAGACCAUCUAUCCCUCCAGGUUAACUUCAAUGACUUUACAUCCGAGGUCUUCACCCAUGGGGAUGGACAGCACAUCAUCAAGGACACCGUCAUCUUCUCUGAGGCAUUUAGCAAAGCUGGAAUUGACUGAUGGCAAUAGCCUAUAUGCAAAGUUGGUGGUUGGAGCUGAUGGUGGCAAGUCACGUGUCAGGGAGUUAGCAGGAUUCAAGACAACUGGAUGGAAUUACUCACAGAAUGCAGUCAUAUGUACGGUAGAACAUACUGAUGGAAACCAAUGUGCAUGGCAGCGGUUUCUACCUGCUGGUCCAAUUGCACUUUUGCCAAUGGGUGAUAAUUUUAGCAAUAUUGUAUGGACUAUGAACCCAAAAGAGUCAAUGGACCGUAAAUCAAUGAGUGAGGAUGAUUUUGUGAAGGAUGUAAAUAAUGCUUUGGAUUAUGGAUAUGGUCCUCGUCCUAAGUCAAGCUUAUUAGGAAAUGAAGAUAUGUUUUCUUGGCUUAGAGGAUAUGUGACGUUAUCAGCUAAUGAGUGUUUUGAAGUUCCACCGAAAGUAGUUAAGUUGGCUUCUGAAAGAAUGGUGUUUCCAUUGUCUUUAAUGCAUGCCAAUGACUAUGCAUCGAAGCAUGUGGUUCUAAUUGGUGAUGCUGCACACACAGUUCAUCCUCUGGCUGGUCAAGGAGUCAAUUUGGGUUUUGGAGAUGCAUUUGCUCUAUCAAGAGUCAUUGCCGAGGGUAUAGCUGUAGGCACUGACAUUGGAGAGGUAAGUCUGUUAAAGAAAUAUGAAGCGGAGAGAAAACUGGCAAAUAUUACGAUGAUGGCAAUACUGGAUGGUUUUCAGAAGGCAUACUCUGUUGAUUUUGGACCCCUGAAUAUACUGCGAGCCGCGGCUCUCCAUGGGGCGCACUAUAUUUCACCUCUUAAAAGAAGUAUUAUUUCGUAUGCAUCAGGGGAACAGAGGCUGCCACUCUUUUCUUGAGAAACACUGUAAAUAUCCUGACGGACCUGACCAGAGGAUAUCAAUGAAGGACUAAACUUUGCACAUUAUGUAGCAAUGAAUAAUCUCUUUCUUUCAUCAAUCUUGUAUAGUAGCAAUUUCCGAAUAUCAGCAGAGAUCGAAGAGCCUGUUUCAAUGACCAAUCUUCUCUUUUCACGUUCAA